Meriones unguiculatus (Mongolian gerbil) is the source of this 2923-nucleotide messenger RNA. It is a transcript of the gene Celf4, whose product is annotated as CUGBP Elav-like family member 4. The coding region runs from base 511 to 2205 and encodes 564 amino acids. Gene Ontology annotation, biological process: regulation of alternative mRNA splicing, via spliceosome; mRNA splice site recognition. Gene Ontology annotation, molecular function: mRNA binding. NCBI's taxonomy places the organism in Eukaryota, Metazoa, Chordata, Mammalia, Rodentia, Muridae. The record is from RefSeq and is a predicted model, not a curated record. The transcript has 15 exons. Gene Ontology annotation, cellular component: ribonucleoprotein complex; cytoplasm; nucleus.
CUGCCGCCGUGCGCCCCCCAGCGCGCCCACUCUCGGGCCCGCGCUCCCCUCCUCCUACCGCGCACCCUCGCCGCCCCCACCCCUGGUCUGGCAGGGAACUUGAACCGGUCCAGCCUGUUUAAACCGAAAGGACAGAGAUCCUGUCUGUUCAAUGUAAAAAAAAAGAAAAAAAAGAAAAGAAAAGAAAGAAAGAAAAGAAAAGAAAGAAAGAAGAAGAAGAAAAAAAAAACCACAUCAGACCGAGAGAGAGCGAGAGAGAGAAAGAGAAAGAGAGAGAGAGAAGAGAGAGCAUAGAACGAGAGCCCAGAGCAGAGCGAGGUGUAGGAAACCGAAGGGAGAGAACCCGAGUGUGUGAGUGUGUGUGUGUGUGAGUGUGUGUGCGUGUGUGUGAGUGUGUGUGAGUGUGUGUGCGUGUGAGUGUGUGCGUGUGCGUGUGAGCGCGAGCGAGCGAGUGAGGGAGAGGAGCGAGAGAGUGCGAGCGAGAAAGAAUAAAAGGAAAGAUUUUUCUCUAUGUAUAUAAAGAUGGCCACGUUAGCAAACGGACAGGCUGACAACGCGAGCCUCAGUACCAACGGGCUCGGCAGCAGCCCGGGCAGCGCCGGGCACAUGAACGGAUUAAGCCACAGCCCGGGGAACCCGUCGACCAUUCCCAUGAAGGACCACGAUGCCAUCAAGCUGUUCAUUGGGCAGAUCCCCCGAAACCUGGAUGAGAAGGACCUCAAGCCCCUCUUCGAGGAGUUCGGCAAGAUCUACGAGCUUACGGUUCUGAAGGACAGGUUCACAGGCAUGCACAAAGGCUGCGCUUUCCUCACCUACUGCGAGCGUGAGUCAGCGCUGAAGGCCCAGAGCGCGCUGCACGAGCAGAAGACCCUGCCCGGGAUGAACCGGCCGAUCCAGGUGAAGCCUGCGGACAGCGAGAGCCGAGGAGGUAGUAGCUGCCUGCGCCAGCCCCCUUCACAAGAUAGAAAACUCUUCGUGGGCAUGCUCAACAAGCAGCAAUCCGAGGACGAUGUGCGCCGCCUCUUCGAGGCCUUCGGGAACAUCGAGGAGUGCACUAUCCUGCGUGGGCCCGACGGCAACAGCAAGGGGUGCGCCUUUGUGAAGUACUCCUCCCAUGCUGAGGCGCAAGCCGCCAUCAACGCUCUACACGGCAGCCAGACCAUGCCUGGAGCCUCCUCCAGCCUGGUGGUCAAGUUUGCAGACACUGACAAGGAGCGCACGAUGCGACGGAUGCAGCAGAUGGCUGGCCAGAUGGGCAUGUUCAACCCUAUGGCCAUCCCCUUCGGAGCCUAUGGCGCUUAUGCUCAGGCACUGAUGCAGCAGCAAGCAGCCCUCAUGGCAUCAGUCGCGCAAGGAGGCUACCUGAAUCCCAUGGCUGCCUUUGCUGCCGCCCAGAUGCAGCAGAUGGCAGCCCUCAACAUGAAUGGCCUGGCAGCCGCACCUAUGACCCCAACCUCAGGUGGCAGCACCCCUCCAGGCAUCACUGCACCAGCUGUGCCUAGCAUCCCAUCCCCCAUUGGGGUGAAUGGCUUCACCGGCCUCCCCCCACAGGCCAAUGGGCAGCCUGCUGCGGAAGCUGUGUUUGCCAAUGGCAUCCACCCCUACCCAGCACAGAGUCCUACCGCAGCGGACCCCCUGCAACAGGCCUACGCUGGAGUGCAGCAGUAUGCAGGACCUGCCUAUCCUGCUGCCUAUGGUCAGAUAAGCCAGGCCUUUCCUCAGCCACCGCCAAUGAUUCCCCAGCAACAGAGAGAAGGGCCAGAGGGCUGCAACCUGCUCAUCUACCAUCUGCCCCAGGAGUUUGGGGAUGCUGAGCUGAUGCAGAUGUUCCUCCCUUUCGGUAAUGUCAUCUCCUCGAAAGUGUUUGUGGAUCGGGCGACUAACCAAAGUAAAUGCUUUGGCCGGCACCCCGUGCCCUCCCGCUGCCAGGCCCCCUCCUGUCAGGGAGGACAGUGUGCAAUAAGCUCCUCCGCCCGCAGGCUUCGUGAGCUUCGACAACCCGGCCAGCGCGCAGACCGCCAUCCAGGCCAUGAACGGCUUCCAGAUAGGCAUGAAGAGGCUCAAGGUGCAGCUGAAACGGCCCAAAGACGCCAAUCGCCCGUACUGAGCGCCGGCGGGAGCGUCCCCCGGGGGAGACCAGGACUCGCACAGGGCCAGUCAAAUCCACCACAGUCUCGCGCUGAGCUAGGAAUAAAGUUCACGUAAUCACAUGAGAGUGGAGAAAAGUCCCCCAUCCGGCAGGAUGCUGAACGGGCUACAUUAAAAACAAACCUCUUUCUCUCUCUGUUUAUAAAUGAGAACUGUUGGACGACACCUUUGACAUAUCAGCCAAUACCAAUCAAGCUGAAGACUCCAGACACUCUGUGUGACUGUAACAUUUCUUCAAGGAAAGUAUAGCGUCUAUGGAGUACAGAGGGCACGUGUUUGGGGAAAAAUACACAUGACAUAAAGAUGACGACGAAGAAGAAAAAUGAGAUAAAACAAACAAACAAAAAACCUGCAACUUUAAACCGAAAUAACGUGAGCCCAGAUGGGGAAGCUGAAGGGCUGGGCACUAGGAGACACUGCUGCUGCCAACCGAUCCUGGGGCUUUUCCAGCCCGUGGGCGCCUGAGUCAGGCAGGGGCAAGCGUACAAAGGGGCCUGGUCCCCAGCAGGCGGCUGGGAGGCCGCCACUGAGCAUCUCUAUUUGUCAUUCCUUUAGCUAUUUAGGGACCAAAGGACCAAACUUUUUAUUGCAGAUGUGUAGCUCUGUCAAUUAGAGGUAGAAUGGAGACCAACCUCCUUCCUGCCUCCUAGCUGUUCUUGAAACAGCUUAGAGCGAUUCUAUGAAAAAAAAAAAAAGUAAUAAAAAAAUAAAAAAUAAAUAAAAAAUGAACAAAAAAAAAAAAACAGGAAAAAAAAAUGCUUUGACGCUUUUAAAA